Messenger RNA from Aspergillus ibericus CBS 121593, 1044 nucleotides. RefSeq lists its product as uncharacterized. The record is from RefSeq and is a predicted model, not a curated record. Bases 13 to 684 code for a protein of 223 amino acids. Lineage: Eukaryota; Fungi; Ascomycota; Eurotiomycetes; Eurotiales; Aspergillaceae. The transcript is spliced from 4 exons.
CUGCAGACCAUCAUGAAUAUCAGCUUAUCCGAGAUAGAGUUCCUCAGACUGAUUGAACGAUCACACUCAUCAUGCGUCUUUCACACUCGUUGGCGUGACAAAGAGUGUAUUCUCAAAGUGUAUCACCAUAUCGAAACAUUUCAUACCAGUCCCAAAAGCCUGGAAGUGGAUACAUUUACGUGCGAAAACCGUGCAUAUACACGACUGAAAUCACAUGGUCUCUGUGCCCGAGGAAUCGUCCCCGACUUCUACGGCGUAGUUGAAGAGAUCAAUCCCUUAGAACAGAUACCACAUCUAAAGGACUUUAUCAAAGACCGUGCAUCUCCUAAAGGCGUCUUGCUUGAGUUUAUACAUAAUAUCAAACAGAUAGAUCUGUCUACUUUCUCACAAGACAGAGUCAAUAAGCUCCGUCAAAUCCUAACAGAGAUCCACGCAGCCGGAGUCUACCAUGGAGAUCCAUAUCCGCGAAAUAUGGUGGUCCAAGAAGGCUCGGACAGGGUGCUUUGGAUUGACUUCGAUCGUGCCCAGACUUAUGAUUCCAUCACACCGCCUCUACAGCAGCUACUGGAUGAGGAAAAUGAGUUGGUAGAUUAUUUUGUUGAUGCUUUGGCGGCAGACUAUAAAGAAGGCAAAAUUCACCGUACGUGGGAGUGCUAUUACGAUACCAUUUACCAACCGUCCUAAAUCGAGUGGUUGCUGCUGGUGCAUGACAUGUGCAGCCUACCUAGGCGGGCUUGAAGUCUCAACUUGCCGUAGCCAGCUUUAACUCCGCAGAGUGAAUGGCUAAUUGAAGGUUUUGUGUCGCCAGCUAUCCCAAUGAAGACAGGCUGCAACCCACGCACGGUUGGCUGUACACUAUCAUGUAUGAAAUAUCACCGUUGUCUGUGGCUAAUCUUCUUGGUGUUGAUGGUACCAAAGGCGUCGACUCAAUGUUGGGAGAUCUGAUAUGAGAGUUUAUUUCACAUCAAAACUUACUGGGAACUACUCUCAAUAUAAGCUCGGGUGACAUGAUAUCAAAAUGUAUCUAAAUAUUGCUGUUUGUAG